UUCCCGGCUCGCGCACACACCCUGCACGCGGAGGAGGCGGAGGACCGGUCCACCAUGGCAACCACCACCUGCACGCGCUUCACGGACGAAUACCAGCUGUACGAGGAGCUUGGCAAGGGAGCCUUUUCAGUGGUGCGCCGCUGUGUCAAGCUGUGCACGGGCCAAGAGUACGCCGCCAAAAUCAUCAACACCAAGAAGCUCUCGGCCAGAGACCAUCAGAAGCUGGAGAGAGAAGCCCGGAUCUGCAGACUGCUCAAGCAUCCCAACAUCGUUCGUCUCCAUGACAGUAUCUCCGAGGAGGGUUUCCACUACCUGCUGUUUGACCUGGUGACAGGAGGAGAGCUGUUUGAGGACAUUGUAGCGAGAGAGUACUACAGUGAAGCGGAUGCCAGCCAUUGCAUCCAGCAGAUCCUGGAGGCCGUGCUCCACUGCCAUCAGAUGGGGGUGGUCCACCGAGACCUCAAGCCGGAGAACCUGCUGCUGGCCAGCAAGUGUAAGAACGCAGCCGUCAAACUGGCCGACUUCGGCCUGGCCAUCGAGGUUCAGGGAGAUCAGCAGGCAUGGUUUGGAUUCGCAGGGACUCCUGGAUAUUUGUCCCCAGAGGUUCUGAGGAAGGAGGCGUACGGGAAGCCGGUGGAUAUCUGGGCCUGUGGUGUGAUCCUCUACAUCCUGCUGGUGGGCUACCCCCCCUUCUGGGACGAGGACCAGCACAAGCUGUACCAGCAGAUCAAGGCCGGAGCGUACGACUUCCCGUCCCCGGAGUGGGACACGGUGACCCCAGAGGCCAAAAACCUGAUCAACCAGAUGCUGACCAUCAACCCAGCCAAGAGAAUCACGGCGCAGGAGGCCCUGAAGCACCCCUGGGUCUGCCAACGCUCCACUGUGGCCUCCAUGAUGCACAGGCAGGAGACGGUCGAGUGCCUGAAGAAGUUCAACGCCAGAAGGAAACUCAAGGGGGCCAUCCUGACCACCAUGCUGGUCUCCAGGAACUUCUCUGUGGGCCGACAGACCACCGCCCCCGCCUCCGUCAGCGCGGUAGCAGGAACCACGGCGGGGAUCGUGGAGCAGGCCAAGAGCCUCCUCAACAAGAAGGCCGACGUCAAGCCACAGACAAACAGCAGCAGAAACAGUACAGUGACCAGCCCCAAGGGCACCGUGGGGUCAGCUGCUCUGGAGCCUCAGACUACUGUUAUCCAUAAUCCGGUAGAUGGGAUCAAGGAAUCGUCUGACAGCAGCAACACCACCAUCGAGGAUGAAGAUGUGAAAGCUCGCAAACAGGAGAUCAUCAAGAUCACGGAGCAGCUCAUCGAAGCCGUCAACAACGGAGACUUCGAGGCCUACGCGAAGAUCUGCGACCCUGGUCUGACCUCGUUUGAACCUGAGGGGCUCGGUAACCUGGUGGAGGGGAUGGACUUCCACAGAUUUUACUUUGACAACCUCCUCGCCAAGAACAGCAAACCCAUCCACACCACCAUCCUCAACCCCCACGUGCACAUGAUCGGGGACGACGCCGCCUGCAUCGCCUACAUCCGCCUCACGCAGUUUGUGGACGGGCAGGGCCGCACCCGGUCCAGCCAAUCAGAGGAGACCCGGGUGUGGCACCGCAGGGAGAGCCGGUGGCAGAACGUCCACUUCCACUGCUCAGGAGCUCCGGCCGCCCCGCUGCAGGGCUGAGACUCUGUGAGGAGGAGAGGAGGAGGAGGAGCGUGGGAAAAGAGGAGUGGACGAGCUGAGAGAGAGGAGCGGGUGGAUGGAGGGAGGCUGAAGUGACGGAGGGGGGGGUGGCUGUUCUCCUGCACUCCCCCCACCUCCACCCAGUCCCCUCUCUCCCAUCGGACUGUAACAGCGGCACUCCCACCGCCGUGACAGCAGCGCCACGGCGUCGUUCCCGAUUCGCUCCCACAUGGAGACUCUUUUAAAAACCCGCCCGGACUGCACCCCCUCCCGUCCCGACCCCACCCAAACCCCCCCACCCCCACCCAGCAGUCCCAUGUGGUGUUAUCCCAGCUGCAGUCCGUGGUCGAGCUCCCUCAGCUGUACAGUCCAUCUACUCGCUGUCUUCGUCCUCUCUUCUUUUUUCUAUGAUGAGCAUGAACCCCCCCAAUACCCCCCAACCCCCCACCCCCAUCCCGACUGAGCCCUGAAUCCCUUUUUCUCUGCACGACUGAAACUCUGCCUGAUGAAAACAACCAACCAAUUAUCCAGCCUUCCAACCAACCGAGCAACAAGAAAUCCAACCGCCCAUCCGACCGACGAUCCAACUAACCGACAACUAACCGUCCAACCAACAACCCAUCCAGCUAACCAGCCAGCUAUCCAACCAUCCAACCAACCAACCAACCAACCAACCAACCAACCAACCAUCCAACCAACCAACCAACCAACCAACCAACCAACCAACCAGCCAACCAACCAGGGAUCUCUGUAGACCCUCUGUGGACCCUAUGGACCCUCCCUGGACUGUGUGUAGAUCUGCUGGACCCUCUCUGGACCCUUUGUGGACCUUCUGGAUCCACUGUGGACCCUCUGAAGACCUCCUGGACCCUCUCUGAAACACUCUGUGGACCUUCUGGACGAUCUGUGGACCCUCCUUAGACCCUUUCUGGACCCUCUGUAGACCCCCUGGUCUUCUGUAGACCCUCCAGACCCUCUCUGAAACAGUCUGUCGACCUUCCGGUUCCACUGCAGACCCUCUGUAAACUCUCUCUGGACCCUCUGUAGACCCCCUGGACCUCUGUAGACCCACUGGACCCUUUCUAAAAGACUCUGUGGACCUUCUGGACCCUCACUCAUCCUCCACACUCGAGUUGACCCCUCAAACGGCUGAAAGCAUCGUGUCCUGCUGUCCGUGUAAAUUUCCCGUCUCGAUGUGGCGACUCGACUGCAUUUAAUGGUACUUUACUCACUGCAUGAUAAUCCGAGUUGAAUCUUUGGUAAUCUGGGUGUAUCUAACUCGUGCAUCUGUUUUUUUCUUACUUCUUCACUUUCUGUUUGGACUAAUCUGCUGGUGAGCUGUAACCUGUGGCCUCUCUUUUCUGGGCUUCGUCAGUGCUUGAAGUAUAUUUUGUGUUUCUUUAAUCGUGUUCGUGUGUGAAGACAUGACGGUGAGGAUGCUGACAGAGAAAACUGUGGCAUUUAAAAUGGCUCCUUUACAGUUUUAAUGGAUAAAA
Messenger RNA from Salarias fasciatus (jewelled blenny), 3170 nucleotides. It is a transcript of the gene camk2b2, whose product is annotated as calcium/calmodulin-dependent protein kinase (CaM kinase) II beta 2. Bases 55 to 1674 code for a protein of 539 amino acids. Gene Ontology annotation, molecular function: calcium/calmodulin-dependent protein kinase activity; calmodulin binding; ATP binding. NCBI's taxonomy places the organism in Eukaryota, Metazoa, Chordata, Actinopteri, Blenniiformes, Blenniidae. The transcript is spliced from 21 exons. The record is from RefSeq and is a predicted model, not a curated record. Gene Ontology annotation, biological process: protein phosphorylation.